UCUAAUUAGUAUGGUUCUCUCUUACAAAGUCGUCUCCACAUCUAGUUAGAGUCUGAGUGUUUCUUGUAUCUACCAUCUUGUUCUCAUUGUUUGUUUGUGUGUAUCGUUUUGACUUUAAUGUCAUCCCGCCAACAACAGAUGGAUGUAAAACCACGCCUAUUUCUAUUUCAAUGUACUGUCUCUAGAAUAUGGAGUUACUCAUGAGCAUUGGUUUUAUUGUUGACACUUCAAAAUAACUAAAUUGAUUUAUUAAUAAAUAAAAACAAAAGUUAUUUUUAAAAGUCAACAGGCUACAAUCAAAACUUUUAUUACCAUCAAGAAAAAAACUUCACAAGAAAGAUAUUUCUUUAAAGAGAGCUACUGAUACGACUAAGCAAAUCCAACUUGGCAUUCACUCUCAUAAGUGCAUUAUGGACAACAAUCAGAACAGUGAAAAACAUAUACAGAUAGCAAUGGAUGUGAAAGGGGAAAAAAUGAAUGAUCCUAUUCCCACUGAACCGCGUGAGCGGUCAGCAUCAACGUGGACAACCCGCAGUACCGUGAUGGCAAUAAACCGGCCCAUUUAUCACACACGGACAGUGAGAGAUAAAUAUUUAAAGCCAGAUGAUUCUCCUAAAUCCUGGAAAGAGAACAUCACCCAGAGAUUCAAGAAAGAUAACCUGUCAUCACACUUGAAGCCUGAAAAAUUGAAGAAGUGUGCCACAAGUCUUUUCCCUUGUGUUGGCAUUAUGCGAAAAUAUAAUUGGAAAACUGAUUUACCCAAUGAUAUUGUUGCUGGUCUUACUGUUGGCAUUAUGCAAUUGCCACAAGGUAUGGCCUACGCUAUGCUUGCUGAUCUACCUCCAGUUGUUGGUCUCUAUGUUUCCUUUUUUCCAGUCAUCAUUUAUUUCUUCUUCGGUACAUCCAAACAAGUCUCCAUGGGAACUGUUGCUGUCAUUAGUUUAAUGGUUGGAAGUGUGGUAUCAUCUCAAGUUACUCAAUGGAGGAAAGAGCAUGGUGUACUGACUGAGAAAGAUCGUUUAAACAUCUCAGAGAGCCUAAUAGAACAAGAAAGAAUAUUUAAGAUAGAAAUUGGUGCUUCUGUAGCUUUUAUAACAGGGUUGUGUCAGAUAGGAAUGGGGCUAUGUCGGUUUGGGUUUGUGACUACAUACAUGGGUGACUCACUAGUCAGUGGAUUCACCACAGGUGCUUCCAUGCACGUGUUUACAAGUCAAAUCAAGACAGUACUGGGAAUCAGUAUACCACGAUAUCCAAACCUUUUAAAUUUGAUCUAUACUUACAUAGCUAUAUUUAAAAGUAUUCCAAAAACAAAUAUAGCUACCUUUGUGUUUGCUGUUGUGUGUAUGAUCAUACUCUAUGUUGUCAAAGCACAAAUUAAUGAUAGAUUCAAGUCCAAGCUUAAAAUGCCUAUUCCAGUGGAACUCAUUGUGGUAGUGGUCAGUACAUUAAUCUGUCACUAUGCGGAGCUCAACAAACGAUGGGGGAUUAAAGUUGUUGGAGCGAUUCCAGCUGGCCUACCAUCCCCACAGUUUCCAACUUUUGAAAAUGUGAAUGAUUAUGGUGUUGAUUGCAUCAUUAUUGCUGUUGUGGCAUUUGCUCAGUCAGUUUCUUUAGCAGUAAUUAUGGCAAAAAAACAUCAUUAUGAUAUUGAUUCCAAUAAAGAAUUGAUUGGCUAUGGAACUGGAACACUUUUUGGCUCAUUUUUUUCCUGUUAUCCCAUGGCUGGUUCUGUUUCUAGAAGUUCUGUCCAAGAUUCUGCUGGAGGUAAAACACAAUUGGCAAGUUUGUUCUCAGCAUCACUAGUUCUGAUUGUCAUUUUAUUCAUUGGACCAUUAUUUGAGAAUCUUCCAAGUUGUGCAUUAUCUGCCAUCAUUAUUGUUGCUUUGAAAAGUAUGUUCAUGCAAGUCUUGGAUGUGAAAGUUUUCUACAAAACUUCAAAGAUGGACUGUUUGAUAUGGCUGGUUACAUUUGCGUGUGUAAUUAUACUGAACGUUGAUAUGGGACUUGUUGCUGGUAUUGGUUUUGCUUGUUUCACAGUAGUCAUUCGGUCUCAAAUGGCUAAAGUUACCAGACUAGAAAAACUAAAAGAUCUGGAUGAAUAUAGGCCACAGUCAAAGUAUACCAAGACUGAGCCAAGUCCAAACAUUUGUAUUGUCUCCUACAAUGCACCUUUAUAUUAUGCUAAUUCUGAGCUCUUCAUGAGCAACAUCUACAAAGAGACUGGAGUCAAACCAGAAAAGAUGCGAAAAGUUCUUAAAAAGUUGUUACUUGGAAAAGAUUCUGACAAGCAAAACAAGAAAACAUUUCCAGAUUCCAAGAUAGUGGAGAUAGAAACAGUCACAUGUCAGACUUCUUUGUCAAAUGGAGAUGCACAAGUUCCAAAUGGUCACCAACAGGGAUCAACUACUAUUGGCCCAUCACCUGAUUCAGACCCACGCCCUUUUUUGUAUCUAAUCAUUGACUGUUCACAUUUAUCAUUCAUUGAUCCUGUUGGGGUCAAAUCUUUAAAGCAGAUUAUUGAAGACUACAAAACAGUGGGAAUUACAACUUACUUAGGAGGAGUCAAAGAUGAGGCUUGGCUGAUCAUGGAAAGUACUGGCUUUAUUUCUAAGUAUGAGAAAGUCAUCUUUCUGACAGUUGGGGAUGCAGUUUUAGCUGCUGAGGAGGAUAAAUUGAAGAAGUCUCAUCCUUUGCCUGGUUUUGAAGUAUGUCUCAUCCCGUCUGACAACAUGAAAUCCACAAUGCCUCUUUUAGAACAGGCCCAUGGAGACAUGGAAACAGAACUAAGUAAUGAGAAUGGCAAUCAAUGGACUAAAACAGAACAAAUCUAAUGAUUUGAAAUAACAUUUUAAUGUACUAAAGAGGCUUGCACCACAAAACUUUGAAGUUAUCCCAAGUAAAACACAUUCCUUCGCUUUUAGGAAAAUAUGGAAUAAUGUCCACAAACCAGGGUAACAGUGAGGUGAGGAUUUCAACUCUUUGAUUCACUAGCUCAUUAAUUUGCCCUUCUGCUAUCUGCCAAAUAUGUAACAAGCAAAUUCUACAUUAAAAUAAAAUUUUGCAUUAUUUAAGCCUAUUACAAUCUAGUCAAAUAGACCAGAAAUGUUGUUCUAGUAUGCAUUAUUUUUUCAAAAAUAUGUUUUAUAUAUUUGUAUCUAUAUAAAUAUAUAUAUAAAUAUGUAUUUUAAACUAUAAUAUUGAUAUUCUUGGUAAAUGUGUAGAUUUAUAUAAAAUCAAGAUGUUUAUUUCAGAUUUUUUGUGAUAUAAUUCCAUUAAUGUUACUUUCAGUGUACAAAAAAGAAUUUAGUUGUAUACAUUUUAUCAAUGUAAUUUGUAUAUGUAUUAAGGGCAUUAUUUACAUGUUAAGGUACUAUGUUAAUGUCAUUUAUUUUAAGAACCCACUUAAAAUCUACAUUUAAGUAAAGUUUUAUAAAACACAUUCCUUCUUUUUAUUUUAAGUUCUUAAUUUUAAAGAAGUGUGUAAUUUUGUUUAUUAAUGCAUUUAAAAAAAAAAUAGACUAUUGAAUGGAAAUAAAAAAUUGACAUCAUUAAAUCAUUUGUUAUGAAGGAAAUACAUUAUGUAGGUGUACUCUAAUUUAAGUUUUAAACCAUAUUUUACAAGUUUACAACACAGCACUCACCCUGAAUCUUGGAAAUAAAAGACAUUGCCAUUAUUAUUAUAAUAAUAAAUUGUUGAAUUGGUUUCUUAAAAAACAAUUUAUUUACAAAUCUAGAAUUCUUGAUAUUUAGGCUCCUGCGUGAAUAUGAAUUUUAAAAAGACAAUACCUCCUUUAUACAACUUAUAGAGCGAUUGUUUUUCUUUUAAUAAUUAAUGAAUGUUAUAAAAAAGAAAAGGAACAUUUUUUACCUGUCCCAUUUCCCCCCUUUGCUCAGAGAAAGAAUCCUAGUUAAGUGAAUGUACAUUACACUUUAUAAUAUUCCAAUGAUGGGCCUUUAGAUCUAGACUUAGAAGAUGAUGGGAAAAUUUUCCUGCACAUUAAUUUAUUAAACUCUUCAGGAAUGGGGAUAUUUCCAAAAACAUAAGUCCGUUCAAAAUAAAUAUUUUCUCGGUCUGUAGUCAAAUUUAAAUUUACUUUUUUUAGUUUGAAAAAUUAUACCGAUCUAACUAGAGUUUUUUUCCAAAGAGCUAGUUAUUCUUUUCUUAACAAUAUACAGAAACUGUCAAAUUCAUAAGGAAAAUCAUUAGAGCCAUUUUUGAGAUCAGUGUCCAUCCACCCAGGUUUUAGUUUUUUAAGUUUCCAUAAGUUGGAAAAUAGAGG
Messenger RNA from Biomphalaria glabrata, 4280 nucleotides. RefSeq names its product sulfate transporter-like. NCBI's taxonomy places the organism in Eukaryota, Metazoa, Mollusca, Gastropoda, Planorbidae. Gene Ontology annotation, biological process: transmembrane transport. The transcript has 20 exons. Gene Ontology annotation, cellular component: membrane. Gene Ontology annotation, molecular function: sulfate transmembrane transporter activity; oxalate transmembrane transporter activity; chloride transmembrane transporter activity. The coding region runs from base 411 to 2831 and encodes 806 amino acids. The record is from RefSeq and is a predicted model, not a curated record.